AUCAGUAUCUUGCUUUUUUCAUUGUAAUAAGCUAGCACAAUGUUUUCUUUUGGAAUCCACCGCCUUUCAGUUUUUCGAAAAAUAUCGAGAAUAGCAUUUGCUAAUAAGCACACUCUUCCAGAAUUGGGGUAUGAAUAUAAUGCAUUGGAACCAACAAUCAGCGGUCAAAUUAUGGAGAUACAUCAUCGCAAACACCACCAAGCUUAUGUAAACAACUUAAAUACAGCAGAAGAACAGUUAGCUGAAGCUCAGCAUAAAGGAGAUACGUCAAAGAUUAUUUCUUUAGCUCCUGCGUUAAAAUUCAAUGGAGGUGGGCACAUCAAUCAUUCCAUUUUUUGGACUAAUCUUUCGCCAAACGGUGGAGGAAAACCAACAGGUGAACUAUUAGAAGCCAUAAUAAAAGACUUUGGGUCUUUUGAGGCAAUGAAAACACGGUUAUCGUCUUCAGCUGUUGCAGUGCAAGGUUCAGGUUGGGGUUGGUUGGGAUAUGAUUCUGUCACUAAAAGACUUGCAAUUACAGCUUUACCUAAUCAAGAUCCUUUGCAAGCUACUACUGGGUUAAUACCGUUACUCGGUAUUGAUGUUUGGGAGCAUGCGUACUACUUGCAGUAUAAGAAUGUUCGUCUUGAUUAUGUCAACGCAAUAUUUAACAUCAUUGAUUGGAAAAAUGUAUCCGCAAGGUUUGUCGCAGCUAAAUGAAAUAAGAGCGAUGUCAUCUGGCUGUUAUCAUCUUCUGUAAAGAUAAUCUUUUAAUGAUUUUGUGUUCAAUUGAAUAAUAUAAGAAGAAAAAAGAACUCGAAUUACACAAAAGUCUUUGAAACUUUGUUACAUUAUAAAGUUAUUUUAUUCGAAAUUCAAUUAAAAAAGAUA
Molecule: messenger RNA, 870 nt
Organism: Hydra vulgaris (swiftwater hydra)
Lineage: Eukaryota; Metazoa; Cnidaria; Hydrozoa; Anthoathecata; Hydridae
Product: superoxide dismutase [Mn], mitochondrial-like
Biological process (GO): superoxide metabolic process
Cellular component (GO): mitochondrion
Molecular function (GO): metal ion binding; superoxide dismutase activity
Source: RefSeq, a predicted model, not a curated record